UACCUGCCCACACAGGUGUGGGCUACUCGUCAUCUGCUCAGGGGGGCUGUCGCCACCAGGUAGGUUUUUACAGGUACGACUAAGCAUCGUCCCGGUGCUACCAAACAUCUUAAACCCUUUCCUCCCGGGACCACUGAGAUGCACCGUUAAAGUUUCGGCGGGGACUUCCUUUCGGACUCUGAGAUGAACUUAAAGUGGACAGUGAAACGAUUUCUUCUUAUGUCGUUUUCAAUCUCCCACUUGCUGUUACUUGAGGGAGCUCAGAGCCGACUUUCAGUGGCAGAAGGAAGACUGCAGAGAAGGGCUAAUGCACUUCGGAGGAAACGGGAUCUCCUCGGGGAGGAGACGUACAGACCACUGCUGUCAGAAGGAACUCUGUCACGCAGCAUCUUACACAACUACACAGCCAGAGAUGCCUCGUCAGAAUAUUGCGGCUGCCUCAAUGGUGGCUGGUGUCAAGAGGGCGGUGUGUGUGACUGUGCUCAGUUCCAGGCACUGGGAGACCGCUGCCAGAUCAUACCUAACCAGGGCCAGGAUAGAGAUGGCAUUUGCAGGUCAUGGGGUCAGCACCACUAUGAAACAUUUGAUGGAAUCUAUUUCUACUUCCCUGGAACCUGCUCUUACGUUCUGGCGCAGGACUGCCACUCAGCUACACCACAGUACACUGUGUGGGUCCACAACAGCAGAUCGUGUGACGGGAGUGUGUAUUUAUGCCCAAGAGCUCUCAGUCUGUUCUUCCCAAAUGAGGAGGAGAUCCACAUCUCUGGAUAUCAGGUCCACCAAGGAGGCCACAGGUUAAGUCUGCCUCAGACUAUUGGCGGAGUGUUCAUUGAGCGACUGGCCGAUUACCUGCUGGUGAAGAGUGUGUUUGGCUUCUCUUUGGCCUGGGAUGGAGGCUCGGGCGUCUACCUGAAGAUGAGUGAGGAGCACCAGGGUACCCCCUGUGGCCUGUGCGGGAACUUCAACCACAUUGCUGGUGAUGACCUCACCACUACCCGAGGCAUUCGGACAGAUGAGCCUUCAUUGUUUGCUAACAGCUGGGCGGUGGACCUGCCUCAUGAGAGAGCCUGUCCCUCAGUAGAUAUCGACUUCAAUGGGCCCUGCCAAUCUGAAUCAGACAUGGACGAUGCCAUAGAGAAAUGCAGUGCACUUCUCUUCUUCCCAUUUCUCUCCUGUCAUGAAAACAUUGACCCAAAUCCCUUUGUGGCUAGUUGUGUGUCUGACCUUUGUGGGUCUGAUGACGAAGAAACAUUUUGUCGAGCCUUGGUUGAGUACACCAGGGCUUGCUCACAUGUUGGAUAUCCAGUAAGAGAAUGGCGAGACAACUUCCCUUCUUGUAAUGAUGGCUGUGAGGAGAGUUUUGUCUAUAGAGACUGCAUCAGUUGCUGUCCGCCCACCUGUACAUUUGAGAAAGAGUGCCUGGGAACCAACCUACAUUGUCUGGAUGGAUGCUACUGCCCUGAUGGUCUUAUCUUACAAAAUGGAACAUGUAUUGCUGUUUCUCAGUGUCCAUGUGUUUAUCAUGGUACAUCAUAUGUACAAGGGCAUGUGCUUCAACAAGGAUGUAGUGUCUGCGUGUGCACGGGAGGAGUGUGGAACUGCACUGAGAACAACUGCACAGCGGAGUGUUCGGUGGUCGGUGAUGUGUUUAUGACCACAUUUGAUGGUAGGAUGUUUCUCCAACCGGGGGCGUGUCAGUACGUCCUGGCAAAGAGCCGCAGCACCAGCAGAUUUACCGUCACACUGCAGUAUACUACCUGCACAGAGCAGCAGAUGUGUAUUCAGUCAGUGACAGUGGUGUUGGAUGAGGAUGUAAGUCGUCAGAUCACUUUGACCAGAGAGGGCGAGGUGAUAAUCGGUGUCAACCCAGCGCCUGUCCUGCCCUAUGUUGAUGAUGCAGUGGAGGUGCAGAAGCUGACCUCUGUGUUUACACAGCUGAAGGCAGAAAUUGGUCUGAGGCUGCAUUAUGAUGGUCGAGGGGGGCGGAUCUACCUGCAGCUGGAUAACCAGUGGCGUGGACAGACUCUGGGGCUUUGUGGAACUUUCAAUGGAAACCUACGAGAUGAUUUCCUGUCUCCAGCAGGUAUGAUAGAAGGCACUCCUCAGCUUCACGCCAAUGCUUGGAAGGUUUCGUCUGCUUGUGUCGCUCCAGUCAACCUGCCCAUCGUAGACCCAUGUGAAAUGAACCAGAACAACGUAUUCUAUGCAUCCCAAUGUGAGGUGCUUGUGGGGAAUGUGUUUGCCCCGUGUCACGGCUACAUCAGUCCAAACAUCUACCAGCAGCAGUGCCGCUACCAGGCCUGUCGUUGUGGGAGCAGUUGUUUGUGCACGGCACUGGCUCACUACGCUUACCUCUGCUCCAAACACGGAGUCGACAUUGAUUUCCGAUCACACGUCUCAGAAUGUGGAGUGGUGUGCCUUGGAGGCAUGUUGUACAGCCAUUGUGUGUCAUCUUGCGGACGAUCCUGUCGUGCUCUGUCAAGCACUGAGACGUGUAAUCCUGACGAAUGUGCUGAGGGCUGUGGCUGUCCAGUCGGCAGCUACUACGAUGAUGUGCGCCAGCGUUGUGUACAACUGUCACAGUGUCACUGUUACUCCAUGGGUGGUGCGUCGCAGCCAGGGGAGGUGACCUUCAGCGCCUCUGGCCCCUGCCUGUGCAGAAAUGGGAAGAUGGAGUGUGUGCCAGAGGAAAAAGAGCCAGACAGUGUAGAGGUCGGGGAGUGUCCAGAGGGGAAAGUGUACCACAGCUGCACCGAGCAAAGAGGAGGCGUGGCCUGUGCACCUACCUGCCGUAACCUGAUGUUGAACCUCACCUGUCCUCCAAACACUCCAUGCAUCCCUGGCUGUGUCUGCCCUCCUGGGCUGGUGCUGCACCAUGGGCAGUGUUACUAUCCAGAGAACUGUCCCUGUGCCUGGAUGGGCCUUGAAUACCUGCCUGGAGAAACUGUGGAAACACCAUGUUACAGAUGUAUGUGCCACCGUGGCUAUUUUAACUGUAGCUACUCACCGUGUCCAGCUGUGUGUACUGUCUACAGCGACAGACACUACCACACCUUCGAUGGCCUUGAGUAUGACUACAAAUCUGACUGUCAGGUCUACCUGAUUAAAGGUACAGGAGAAACCGAGGUGUCCAUUGUUGCCCAAAACAAGGACUGCUAUGAGAGCGGCAUUGUGUGCAUGAAAAUACUGGUCAUUCACGUGGGACUUACCAAGAUCUACUUCACCGACAACUCUGGCAACCCUAAUCCGUCCACUGUUGUAGGUCGAGGGUCAGAGUUUCAGCUUUGGAAAGCAGGCUACUACACUGUGGUCCACUUCUCUAAUCAGGACCUGACCAUCCUAUGGGACCGUAAGACAACUGUACACAUCAGAGCUGGACCACAUUGGAAGGGUCUUCUUGGUGGGCUAUGCGGAAACUUUGACAGUGUGACAGUGAAUGAUAUGACCACCUCCAGCCACAUGGAAGUCAAUAAUGCACAGAGCUUUGGAGACAGCUGGGCACUUGGACAGUGUGAAAGUGACUAUGUAGUUGAGCGACCAUGUGAAGGGGACUUAGGCAGACAGCCUUACGCCAAGAGGGAGUGUGCUCUCCUCUACAGUGACGUCUUUGCACCCUGCCACAACGUGGUGGACGUGGCCUGGUUCUAUAGGAACUGCUUGACAGACACUUGCAAUUGUAACCGUGGGGGAGACUGUGAGUGUCUCUGUACAUCCAUCGCUGCGUAUGCACACAAAUGCUGUCAACAGGGGGUCACAAUAAACUGGAGAUCACCCUCUGUCUGUCCCUAUGAUUGUGAAUACUAUAAUCAAGAGCUAGGUGAAGGCCCAUUUUCCCUGGUGAGUGCUGUUCAUAAUGACACCAUGUUUGGGGUGAAUCGCACCAGCAGCUUAGUGUUUCCUCUGGUGAGAGAGCGACCAGGGCAGUUACCUGCCCCUGGUCUACUGUUCAACUUCAUGAUCACAGCAGGCCUGCAGAAGGACAAAACAUCACGUGUCCCUGUGGUGUCAUUGGAGUCUGCAGAAAGACCAAACUAUUUCCUUGCUGUGGGCGCAGGACGCAGCCGUCUUCAGAUGGAGCAGUGGAGUCGAGGGGCGGAUUUUAGUCGCAGGGCAACCUUUAUCCAACACCAGGGGCUGUUUUUGCCAGGUCACACCUCGUUCGAGCUUGUCGGCCAACGUGGAAUCUUUCUGUCCCUGACACGCAAUGCUGCGAGAGCUCAGAGAUACGACACCUCAGAGGACUUCAAAGGCAGCAGCAGCUUCACGUUAGAGGAGAGCAGUUUUGUGAUACCAUACCGUAUGAUGUGUGAAUGGCGCUACCAGUCCUGUGCGAGUCCUUGUGUCCACACAUGCAGUGACCCAGAUGCCACACGCUGCCAGUUCCUGCCUCCUGUGGAGGGCUGCUUCCCACGCUGUCCCAAGAACAUGGUCCUUGAUGAAGUCACAAGGAGAUGUGUCUACACAGAGGACUGUGUGUCCCUUCCCCCAACUCCGACGCCCUUUGCAUAUGUGACACGGUCCAACAGAACUACAACAGCACCAACAACAGCACCAACAACAACUACAACAACAGCACCAACAACGAAGGCCAACAACCACAACCACCACUACUACCACAACCACUACGACCACAACAACCACAACCAGACAACCACAACCAGAGCCAAACCACAAACCAGAGCAACCACAACUAAGAGCAACCACAACCAGAGCAACCACAACCAGAGCAACCACAACCAGAGCAACGACUACCUCCUCCACUACUGUCAGGCCCACAACAACCACACCACUCCCACUACUCCCAGCACAACCAGGUCACUACAGCUGUCACCACCCCUGAGGCCACCACCCACUGAGGCUACCACAGUCCCAUCGACUUCCUCUCCUCCACCACCUACUACUCUUGCUUCCACCACCCUCCCACCCCCACCCACCACUCCUACUAAAACCACCACCACCACCACCACAACCACCACCACCACCACCGUUACUACACCAUCAACACCAGCCCCGACAACCGCAGCAGUGGUUGAAUGUAAAGAUCCUAAGAUUGAAAACGCUGACCAGAUUGAAGGGUCUCCCCCUUAUAGACUAAACAAUAGGGUGACAUUCAAGUGCAAACCUGGAUAUGAAAUGAUAGGGGCGCCUACAAUGACAUGUGGUGAAAAUAAUGAGUGGACACCUGUACCAACAUGUAAAAAAUUACCAACCACAACAACUACUACUACUACUACUACUCCUACUACAACUACCACCACCACCACCACAACCACCACCACCACCACCGUUACUACACCAUCAACACCACCCCCGACAACCGCAGUAACUUCCACCCCACCUCUUGCAACCUCCCCCACCACACAGCCACCACCCACCACAACCAUCACAACUGCACCUCCCACCACCACCCCCACUGUCCCUGAAACCACCACCGAAACCACGACCACUCCUCAACCUACGCCACCGGUUACAACUGUCACCACGGAGACCACCACCCCAACGCCAACCUCAACAGUUGUGACAUCGACAGCACCACCUACUACAACCACUGAGCCCACUACCGAGUCUGUUACCACUGAAAUAAUCACAAGCCCCAGCACCACUCCUGUAACAGAGGAAACAUCAACUGUACAACCUUUCCUCCUGCCCACUACACCCUGCACACCUCCAUACUCCUAUCGCAUCGACGAGUGUGCUGAGCUGAUCUGUUUCAAUGGAGAGCUGCUGCUUCACAACUCCUCUCUACACUGCCGCUUCAACACCACACAGCCCCAGUGCAGCCUGCUGGGCAUGCCCAUCCUCGUUAACACAGACCCCUGCUGUCCACUGUGGCGGUGCCCCUGUCGCUGCACCAUGAUGUCUGACCUGCGUGUUAUCACAUUUGACGGCAACAACGUGGCCCUGUAUGAUAACGGCUCAUACAUCCUGGUUAGCCUGCCCCAAGAGACUAUCAUUGGAACUGUGGAGAAAUGUCCGACCAGCCAGAGUGUAAACUCCAUCAGACGACCUAGUCCUACAGGUGGAACAUCUGGUCUAUGUUUUAAGAAACUGAACAUCACCACAUCCUCCUAUAGAAUCAUUAUCCACCGACUGGAUCGCAAGGUGACAGUAAACUAUAGACCUGUUAGACUUCCAUUCUCCCGCCAUGCUCUUUAUGUGGAAGACACAGGCAGCAUGUACCUGAUCCACACACCUGGUGGGGUCAACAUACAAUGGUAUCACAGCACUGGCAUCAUGGUGCUGCAGUACAUCGCCCCCUAUAAUGCAUCUGUGCCUACUCGAGGCCUGUGUGGUUGUUGUGAUGGGAACCCAGAGGAUGACCUAAAGCUGCCCAAUGGCACAGUGGUCAGAGAGUUGGGAGACAUGAUGCUCUUCCUGCAUGCUUGGAGAGUCCCAACCACUGAUGAAACCGAACACACACGCAGGGUCGGGGAUAACUGCACCACCGGAGACUGCUCCUCCUGUCUCUCCAUGCUGCGCCAGAGAACCUUUACACCGUGCCACAGCAAGGUCACUCCAGAGCAGUUCUGCGACAUCAUGUGGGCCGGAGAUUUACACUACAAGGAUCACCAGUGUGACUUUUUAGCAGCGUACGUGGCGGUCUGCUACACACAUCAAGUCUGCAUCAACUGGAGGCGACACAACUUCUGCCCAUUGCAUUGUCCCCCUGGUAAGGAGUACAAGCCAUGUGUGAGCACCUGCACCAGCCGCACCUGUCUGAACAGGGAGUACUACGAGGAGACCACCUGCUCCUUCAUAAGAGAGGAGUGUGUGUGCCGCAGUGGAACCAUCCUGCACCGAGCUGACUCCCCUUUCUGUGUAACUGAGGACCGCUGUGUAUGCACAGACAAUGAGGGAAACCCCCGGGCCCCGGGCGAGGUGUGGAAUGGCUCUGUUCGCAGCUGCUGUCUGUACAAGUGUUUGGAGAAUGGCUCUGUGGUGCCUGUUGAGGCAGAUUGCAACUCUGUCCCGACACCGCUGUGUGAGAGGGAGGGAGAGUAUGUACUGGACGUGAUGGAAGAAGGAGCCUGUUGCCCAAAGAAGAUCUGCGAGUGCAACAUGACAAUCUGUGACAGCGACGCUCCACCUUGUGAUAAUGGGGACAGGCUUGUGAUUGGUUACAGUGCUCUGUCCUGCUGCCCAGAAUACAGAUGCGAGUGUGACCCCAUGACAUGCCCUCGAGUGUCAGCCCCCCACUGCAGGGAAGAUCAGUUCUUAGUGGAGGUUAGGGGGGCGAAAUCCUGCUGCUACUCUUUUCUGUGUGUGUGUGAGUCAUGUAUUGAACCAAUUCCAACGUGUUCACAUGGAGAAAUUCUGGCUGUGGAUCUUAACACCACCAACAGCUGCUGUCCUCAGUACCAUUGUGUGUGUGAUGCCAACUUGUGCCCUGAAUCAUCUGUGAGCUGUGCACCCGGUCUCACUUUGGUUCAAACUACCGUCCCUGGGAAUUGCUGCCCACAGCACCAUUGUGAAUGCCAAUGUGAGGACAGCUCUGUCCCCAUCUGUCAGGUGGGGGAAGUGCUGGUCGAGAUUCCAGAUAGCAGCAUCAACUGUGGCUGUCCACAGUAUAUGUGCCAGAAGGCAGAGGUGUGUCUAUUCCAAGGAGUAACAGUGCUGGGACCAGGCCAGUCUUUAGUUCAGUACCUUGAAGGAGAGCUAUGUUAUACUGUCCACUGCCUACAUCACAAAGAUCCAGACUCUGGCUUUUACGCCAUGGAAAUUUCCUCUGUCAACUGCUCCCAAAAAUGUGGAUCACACCAGGUGUACGUACAAUCCGCUGACCCUCAGGUGUGCUGCGGCUCCUGUAAAAACAUCUCCUGUACUCACACCAACGAAAACGGGACAACAGAGCUUUUCGCUGCAGGGAGUUCCUGGGUGGAGAACUGCACACGUUACGACUGUAUGGAAACAACAGUGGGAGCAGUGAUACUUGCCUCUGGGGUGGUUUGUCCCCCUUUCAAUGACACAGAGUGUCUUCAGAAUGGCGGCGUAGUUCAGAGCUACGUUGACGGUUGCUGCAAGACAUGUAAAGAGGAUGGUAAAACAUGCAAACGCGUGGCUAUUCGGACUACCAUUCGAAAAGAUGACUGCAGGAGCAAUGCACCGGUCACAGUCUAUUCUUGUGAUGGGAAAUGUCCGUCUGCCACCAUAUUCAACUUUAACAUCAACAGUCACGCCCGUUUCUGUAAGUGCUGCCGCGAGAGUGGACUACAGACCCGCUCCGUCACACUCUACUGCUCUCGCAAUGCCACAGUCGUGGAGUACAACUUCCAAGAGCCUCUGGACUGUUCCUGCCAGUGGAACUAAGGCAGAAAAAUGAAUGGGAGCAUAACAAAUGGAGAAUGUAUGAAUAGAGGAGAAUUUUACAGUACUGGUGAACAUGCAUUAAAAAAAAAACAGCCAUGUUUCUUUUUGUUUGUCUAUGGUUCACUUAACAACGCUGACCUUGAGUCAUAGUUGUAACUAAAAGAUAUUGAAAAAAACUGAUGUUGAAGUUAAAGAUUGUUUUCAAGUAGUUUUUGUCUGCACAUUAGUUUCGCUGUGCCAAUCCAGUCAGCUUUCUAGAGCUUUCAAUUGAUAGUAUGACACCAAAUAGCCUCUCAUCUAC
Messenger RNA from Larimichthys crocea (large yellow croaker), 8608 nucleotides. It is a transcript of the gene otogl, whose product is annotated as otogelin-like. NCBI's taxonomy places the organism in Eukaryota, Metazoa, Chordata, Actinopteri, Sciaenidae. The transcript has 61 exons. Gene Ontology annotation, biological process: L-arabinose metabolic process. Gene Ontology annotation, cellular component: extracellular matrix. The coding region runs from base 184 to 8307 and encodes 2707 amino acids. The record is from RefSeq and is a predicted model, not a curated record. Gene Ontology annotation, molecular function: alpha-L-arabinofuranosidase activity.